GUGUGGGUGUUCUCCCUCUCCAUAUGGACUGUGACAAUGUGUGUGUUGUUCGUGUAACUCUGUCCGUCUCUUUCCCUCUUUAUAUCCGCCGCUCUCGCGGCCGUCAUCGCAUGGGAGUCUCUCCACUAUCAGACCCGUUAACAGCAGUCGGCGUCGAGGCACCCGAUCUAACGGCUAACGUCUCUCACAUCCCCGGGCUUCAGCCGGUGCUCCGCCGUUUUCGACCUGUCCUAUCCGGCCGAUGGACUGCACGGAAAUCAGUGUCGCUCACAACCGGAAGCUGCGUCUUCUGUGCCAAACGUAUUUACUGUCGCGAAGUCGGUAGGAGCUGUCCUACAAGGAUCCAUCUACGUGUUGAUAAAUCGCGGACGGUUUCGAGUGCCCGCGAAAGACGUAGACGAAAAAAACUCUUAGUGUUUGUGCUGAAUACGUUAUUAUGAGAUUGACGUUGAUAAUCCUUGGAAGUAUGAAAUCCGCGAACAGAUAGUUCUGAGAAAGAAUUUUCCUGAACGCACUUAAUCGCGCGUAUUGCUGUUUAAAAAGAGAAUUUUCUUUUCUAAAAAAUCACCGAAGAAACGGUGAUAACAAUUGUCAUCUCUUUCUCCUGGAGAACUCUUAGAGACAGAUCCGCCGACGGUUUUGAAAGGACUUUUCGAUUAGUUACGUUGAAGAAAUUAAACAAUACUGUGUAUGUUUAUUUAUUGCUGAGGAAACGUAAGAAUCAUCAGCGUGGUGGAGGAGAAUGCGAAUGUCGUGUGCAGUGACGCGAAAGUUAUAAGAGAGUGAACGGACUCGAGGUCCAGGAUGAUGGAAGUGCAGCAGCAACACUCGCCUGUCGGGGUGGGUCCGCUAGACUUUUCGAGACGAGGAGUUGCCGAGGCAUCGGCGUUUCGAGUUGUCAAGCCCAAGCAACCGGCUUCGUCACUAGUGCAUCAACAACCGCUGCCGCCGGAAACCAACAACAAUGAGAAUCUUCAGGAAAACUCGCAGAUACCAAUCGAUAGUGAAGGAGGAUGCAAUGUUCGUUUAAUGUUCCCUAGAUUGUGGGCACCUUUCGGAAAUACUACGGAGAUUACGAACCUGCCACCUUUACCAAAAAGUCAUUCAGAACGGCUGUCGUUCGGAGUGGGUCGUCUGGUGGGCUCUCCAGCGACGAGGAGUCCCUCGCCAUCGCAAUCUCCCUGUCCGGAUUCACCUCCGCCCGAGCAUCGGGACGCCGAGGUGGACGUCGAUGUCGGUGAGGAGGAAGUCGACGUGGACGUCGAGGAGGUCGGCGACGAUGAUGACCACGAAGGCACCUCGAGCCCUCCGCGAUCGUCAUCGACGCCGUCACCGUCGCCCAUCAGCGUCGCGACGUCACCCGUCUCGCAUCCGCCGAAGAAAUCCGGCGAUAGUUUCAGCGUGUCGGCUCUUCUGAGGCCAGACCCACCCUCCGCUCACCUGCAGAACGCGUCACCGCAUCGAGAAACCGCUUCCAUGGGCGCUCAUCCGCCACCACCCGGCUCGUCUAUUCUAUAUCCGCCGUUGCAUCUUCAAGGCGGCCUCCUGCCGCCUCAUCCGCAUCAUCCCCUCUCGUACCUGCAUCCUCAACUGUUGCCGCAUCAUCUUCUGCCGCCGCAUCUGCACCCGCUGCUACGCGGCGUUCAUCCGGGUCACCCGGGACUGCAUUCGACUCACACGGCGCACGGUCUGCAUCAUCCCCAUCCGCUCGGCGAUGUCUACAGCUGCGUCAAGUGCGACAAGAUGUUCAGCACGCCGCAUGGGCUCGAGGUGCAUGCGAGGCGAUCACACAACGGUAAACGGCCAUUCGCUUGCGAGUUGUGCAACAAAACCUUCGGCCACGAGAUCAGCCUUACACAGCACAGGGCCGUGCACUCGGCGGAGAAGGUAUUCGAGUGCAAGCAAUGCGGUAAAGCCUUCAAGAGAUCCAGCACGCUCAGCACUCACCUUCUAAUCCACUCGGACACGAGACCGUAUCCCUGCCAGUUCUGCGGCAAGCGAUUCCAUCAGAAGAGCGACAUGAAGAAGCACACCUACAUACACACUGGAGAGAAACCUCAUAAGUGCCAAGUGUGUGGCAAGGCAUUCUCGCAGAGCAGCAACCUGAUCACGCACUCGAGGAAGCACACGGGCUUCAAACCGUUCGCCUGCGAGCUAUGCGGCCGGGCUUUUCAACGAAAGGUCGACCUGAGGAGGCACCGCGAGACCCAGCACGCUGACCUCAACGCGUCGCAUCGACCGCCGAUUGGUUCGAUUCCCGGACAGAAUUCCCUACCCAGUGGAAAUCCAUCGAUGAUGCAGUGAAGCUAUGACGAGGCAGCGAUUGAUAAUAAGCUGCCGGUCUCCGGCGCGGAACGGCGAUUGCAGAUGAUUGCAAUUAGCGGUCCAUUUCCGCGAAUCAGGCGGUCUGACCGGAUUGAGACCGUAACCACUGCGAGAACUGAAAUCAUGAACGAUGAUCGUCAAUGAUGGCGGAGACGUGACCGAGAGCGAUAAAUUAAUCUCAUGGAUAGAAUCAUGAGUAAAGCGAUUGCGGAGUGUAUCGUGAUGGAUUCUGGCUGGAUGAUGUCAACUUUUUGCAUCUCGAAUUAUAUUUUAUAUUUUUUGUUUAACAUAUCCUUCUCACAAUUAAAAAGCUAUCUAAGUGAUAUAAUUUAAAUUUUAAUCUAAAUUUUUACAUUAUUUCAAUUUCAAUUAUUAUAUUAAAAGACGCAAUAUAUAUAUAUAUAUACAGAAUUGAAUCAAUAAUAUAUUAAUUAUUUUAAAAAUCAUUAGAAAGCAAAACAUUAAUAUCAUUCAACCGCAUAUAAUAUUGAAGAUGCAAAAUUGCAUGUAAAUUCAGAUCGUAUGAUGGACGCAAAAAUAAUCGGAAUAGUGCAAUUAGAAAAUGAAUUAACGGAACAAUGGAAAUUGGCUGAAGGUGGGGAACUCUAAUAUUUUUUUUUUUUU
Molecule: messenger RNA, 2949 nt
Organism: Formica exsecta
Lineage: Eukaryota; Metazoa; Arthropoda; Insecta; Hymenoptera; Formicidae
Product: zinc finger protein 358-like
Exons: 5
Coding region: 805-2304 (499 amino acids)
Biological process (GO): regulation of transcription by RNA polymerase II
Molecular function (GO): RNA polymerase II cis-regulatory region sequence-specific DNA binding; DNA-binding transcription factor activity
Source: RefSeq, a predicted model, not a curated record